AUGUCUAUCACUAUCGUCACCUCUGAUAACGAACAGUUCUGUGUCGAGAAACUUGUCGCUCAGCGUAUCGCCCUCAUCGAGGACAUGGUUGAAAAUGCUGGAGAUAGACCUAUUCCGCUUCCCAAUGUGACCGCGUCCGUCCUGAGAAAGAUCUUGGAAUACUGCGAACAUCACAAAAAUGAUCCCCUCCCGCCGUAUGAUGACGGGUCGCGCAGCCGCACGACCCACAUCUCGGAGUGGGACCAAAAGUUCAUCACUGUCGACCAGGAGAUGCUAUUUGAGAUUAUUUUAGCUGCAAACUACCUCGAAAUGAAACCUUUACUGUACGUUCGCCUCAAUGUUCCACGAGUCCAAUGCCUCACCGCCUGCAACGCUGUCGCUGGUGACAUUGGAUGCAAGACUGUAGCGAACAUGAUCAAGGGCAAGUCUCCGGAGGAAAUUCGCAAGCUGUUCAACAUUGUCAACAACUUUACUCCCGAAGAAGAGGCUCAGAUCAGGAAGGAGGCUGAAUGGGCUGAAGACCGAUGA
This is a messenger RNA of Serendipita indica DSM 11827, 528 nucleotides long. NCBI's taxonomy places the organism in Eukaryota, Fungi, Basidiomycota, Agaricomycetes, Sebacinales, Serendipitaceae. The record is from the annotation of a GenBank genome assembly.